AUGUCGACAGCGGGAGAAGUGGAAGCCCUGUCUGGGAUCUUCUCGUCAUCUUGGGAUCCCAGACCGAUUUUGGAGUUGGAUUCGAAGGCGCAUGUGGCCCGGAGCUUGGAGACUCAGGGGUCGCAGCGCCCUGAUGCCACGGCCCUGCGGUCCCAUGGCUAUGGCAUGAAAGAGCUGGCGGCCCAAGACACCUCCUUCAUGGCACUUAGACGGGCGUCUUACUUCGUGGCGAACCUUCUGGCGCAACAUGGCCUACGGAAGGGCGAUGUGGUCUUCUUACUGGGCAUGAACUCCCGAGAAACCGUUGCAGUCAUGUAUGGUGCCUGGUAUUUGGGAUGCGUUACGGCGUUGCUACUGCCGUGGCACAAGGAUCGGAGGGUACUUCUGAGAACCACACAAGCCAAAGCCGUGGUAUGCCCCAGUGCCUACUACCAGGAUAUUCUGCACGAAAUCGAUGAUAGCUCCUAUGUGAAGCUUCUUCUGCUGACCAACACCGACAUGCCUUGGCAGGGAUUACCCGCAAGCGUGAAGGACGAACUUCCGAAGCUCAUCCAGACAAUUUCAUACAACCUGCAAGAUCUGGACAGCCAGCCGUUCGAACCAACAGGACAAGACUCCUUUUGGGUGGAAAGAUACGAUUUCGAGCAGGCCGAGGCCCUGAGCGAGGAUGCCAAGAACAGUUUCGAUACCACUUCAGGCUCAGACGAUGCGAUUCUUGUGUUUACCUCAGGCACGACCGGCAGACCCAAACCUAUUGUGCACCGGCACAUCAACAUCCUGGCUUUGGUGGCUGAGCAGUUUGCGCGAGACGUGUUAGACCUGCAGCCCACAGACGUAAUUCUUCCCUGGGAGAUGGUUAGCAGCUGCUAUUCGUGCACAGUGGCUGUGAUUACUCCGCUGUAUUUUGGAUCCACGGUGUAUCUGGACUACUCUGAGCCCACAUGUCACAUCAGGGUCCUCAGUGCAACUCAGUUCUGCAAAGCCGGCGCCACAAUCUACGCCGCAGUCCCGGACUUUGUCAAGAACCUGGCGCAGCGCGUGCACGACAAGGAAGAAGGCCUGGCCGAGAGCUUGAAGCCGCUCCGCAAGAUCCUCACCGUCGGGGACCAACUUCCCAAGGCCACGCUCCUGAACUUCAUCCAUGAACUUCCCCACAUCGACGUGUGCAAUUGCUACGGCAGCUCCGAGAUGCUCUGCGUCAUCGGCGGCACGGAAAGCGAGUCCAAGUACUCCGGGCAGUUGUUGCGGGGUCUCGAGGCUUGUGUCAGGAACCCGGUCGAGCACAAAGGGGACGGCACAGAAAGGGCCUCCUUCUCUGGGGAGCUCCUGGUCAGGAGCACGAACCCGGAGGUCUUCCCUCACUUUCCGGCGCUCCGAAACGCCGAAACCAGAGAGCGCUUCCAGAGACCGAGCGAAGGGCACGAAGGGCAAGGUCGGAGCUGGUACUGCACAGGUGACAAAGCCUUGGUCGAACAGGAUGCCAGCGGAACCUGGUGGUACCGCUUCCUUGGCCGAUUCAAUCUGGUCAUCGUGCCUGAUCUUGAUCAAAUCUAUGGCGGUGCCCGGGACCUCUUAGUGGAAGAUGUUCAGAGGUGUGACGUGGCGGACAAGCUGUUGCUCAACGUCGGCCUCUACGCAAAACCUUUUGACGCAUCCGGCCAGGUCCUAGCCAGUGCGAUCCUUCCAUGCACGGUGUCCAGCCAAUAUGUUUUCCUGGUGCUCGUCACAGAAGCCUUCUCCUCUUCUCAGCCACCAGCACAGAAAGACUUGGAAGGCUGGUAUGCGGCUACAGCUUCUGGCAUGUCUGAAGAGAAGCUGCCACUGGUGUUCAUCCCCGAGAGGAAUGUCCCACGUCAGCCUCCGUUGAACAAGCUGAAGACCGGAGAAGCCCUCAAGCAAAUGGAACACUGGAUGAGUGACAAUGACAUCAAAGAGCUGUCUCCUACCAUUUGUGUGAAGAUGUCUGCUUCCUUGUGGUGA
Messenger RNA from Symbiodinium natans, 1980 nucleotides. NCBI's taxonomy places the organism in Eukaryota, Dinophyceae, Suessiales, Symbiodiniaceae. The record is from the annotation of a GenBank genome assembly.